Messenger RNA from Lizanozyma spartinae, 861 nucleotides. RefSeq names its product holocytochrome c synthase (gene CYC3). The transcript is spliced from 2 exons. The record is from RefSeq and is a predicted model, not a curated record. Gene Ontology annotation, cellular component: mitochondrion. Gene Ontology annotation, biological process: cytochrome c-heme linkage. Lineage: Eukaryota; Fungi; Ascomycota; Pichiomycetes; Serinales; Debaryomycetaceae. Gene Ontology annotation, molecular function: holocytochrome-c synthase activity. The coding region runs from base 1 to 861 and encodes 286 amino acids.
AUGGACAAAUCAGAAGCUCUUGAUGCCGCAUCCUUGAAGAAUAGUGCAUCUUUCUUUGGAAACACCAAAGAAACUCCUUCAUCCUCCUCCUGUCCCGUGCGCUUGAGCUCAACCACUGCAUGUCCUGUCGAUCAUGGCAAGAAACAAGUUACAGAAUCUGCUACUUGUCCUGUAAACUAUGGAAAAGGCAUUUCUGCUGGGAACGCGGAUGAGGACUUGAACCCUUUAAAUAACAUGCCUAUGGCUAUCUCCUCAGAAAAGGCACCUGGUCAAAGGAUCGCAUUGCCUACCGAAAGGACUAUUUCUACUAUCCCAAAGGGAGAGAGUAACGACAUGGGUACAUGGGAAUACCCUUCCCCACAGCAGAUGUUGAAUGCAAUGUUGAGAAAAGGUAAGGGGAAUGGUAUUGAUGAAGAAGCAGUAGUUUCUAUGGUUGAAGUUCACAACUUUUUAAAUGAAGGAGCAUGGCAACAAAUUUUGGAAUGGGAAGACAAGUAUACUAAAGAUACAAAAGUGGAGCCCAGAUUGUUGAGAUUCACAGGAAGACCCAAUGAUUUGUCUCCUAAAGCUUCAAUGUAUUACUAUUUAUCAAAGGUAUUCCCUCAAACUUUCAGUUCGGACUUACCUUUUGACAGACAUGAUUGGACUGUUUUGCGGUCCUCGGGGAGAAAUGGAGAUUGGAAGCAGGUUCGUUAUGUUAUUGACUAUUAUAGUGCUCCAGAUGAUGAAGAAACAGGGAUGCCUGCUUUCCUGUUGGUUACAAGACCUGCAUUGGACUCUCCAACUGCUUGUUGGGACAGAUUCUCACAUUGGAGUUAUCCCCUUUAUAAGAGAGCAAUGGGGGAGUUUGACGAUUUGUAA